Messenger RNA from Fusarium venenatum, 1824 nucleotides. Lineage: Eukaryota; Fungi; Ascomycota; Sordariomycetes; Hypocreales; Nectriaceae. The record is from RefSeq and is a predicted model, not a curated record.
AUGCUCCCCAUCACAACCUGCUUCGUUGCAGGAUUACAGUACCUUCUUCAUCCUACGAAAUUGGGAACCAUCCAAGAAACCAUCAACCCGGAUGCUCUCAUUCCGGUUACGCUGCUCACCACAGACGAAAUCUUUGGUGACCUCGAAGGUGUUUUGAACCUAUUCGAUAAUGUUGAUGAUGUCUUCGUUCCAGAUUUUGGAUCCAUUCUCGUGGAAAAGACUGGAAGCAAUAGUAGCCGUGUUCAAAACGCGCGACAAGUCUACCACAUGGACUUGAUCAAGACCCUAGAGGGCUUCUCCGAACUACCAUCAGGUCCCUACUUUCUUCAUGGUCCGAAUCUUCACCAAGCAUGGAGGUUGCAUGAUGAUGAAUUUGGAGCUUUUACCUUUGGUGUUAUUCCGGAUGAUUCUGAUAAACCAGACGAAUACCAACCUCUCACUUCGUCUUCUGUGCAAGGAGAUUCAGUGACAAUCCCUGUUCCUUCUAGACUCUACUAUCCUCAACCCUCUCUCCGAAAACCCUUGUCUGGUGUUCGUGUCUCUAUAGGUGACACGAUUUCUCUAAAAGGCACACACACUACUUUUUCCAGCCGCGCAUGGAGGUCUCUCUACAAGGAUCCAUCAAGUUUUACAGCUAAUUACGCCCAAGAACUUCUGGAACAAGGGGCGGUUAUUGUUGGAAAGACUAAGACAGCACAAUUUGGGACAGGCGCAGAAUGGGUUGACCAGCAGGCUCCAUGGAACGCAAGAGGAGAUGGCUAUCAUAAGAUGCAGGGUAGCUCUGUCGGUGCUGCAUCAGCGUUGGUCGGAUACGAAUGGCUGGAUCAUAGCGUUGGGGUAGAUGAUGGUCGAGUCGUAACCGAGAACGGCGUUUAUUCAUUGAUCCGGCCAGCAAACGGAUCAUCAGAUGGCGUCAAGACAAUCUCCAAAUUCGAUGGAAUGAGGUUCUUUAGUCGGAGUUUGAAGGGACUGCUUGAUCACGCACCAAGUCCUAAAAUCGAGUCAAAGGGGGACAGGUUUGCCCCAAAGGUCAUUAUUCCUAUAGACUUGUCUUUACCUGAAGAGACGCAGAAGACAGCCAUCGACAAAUUUGUGUCAAUCCUCCAAGGUCUUUUGGAUACCAAAGCCGAACAUAUCGAUAUCAGCAAGGCAUGGGAGGAAAAUUCCCCAGUCGAAGCAUCAAAGGAUGGGAUGCAGUCAUACAUGAGCCAGGCACCUUUCCGAUCAUGGUGUUACGACUACUACCAUAACUUUGAUGAAUUCAGAGACGAGUACCAGGAAAAGUUCCACAAAGAACCCUUCGUUGAGACUACGCCGCAAUUCUUCUGGGAACGAUGCAAGUCCGUAACGGAAGAGGAACACCGCGAAGACACAGAACGGCUCGAGAUAUACCGAAAGUGGUUUUACGAUAACGUCAUGAACAUCUCAACUACUCCCGAUACCAAGGCUCCCAUUCUAGUUCUUCCAUGCGGUGACGUUCAAGUCAAACAUCGGAACGAGCCUGUGGCUCCACCAACCAUUUACAAAGGCGUUGAUUCCACAACAUUAGCGCCCGUAUUGGGUGCAAGUAUUUUGUCUUUUCCCUUUACACAAGUAUCCUACAAAUCUGACAUUACUGGCACGACUGAGUAUCAGUCGGUUUGCAUCUCGGUCUUGAGUGUUGAAGAUGAUCAAACAUCACUUAUUCAACUGGUCGAGAAAGCCUUACGGAAAGGACAUGUCCCGACUCAGGUGGAAGUUGGACGAAUGACGUUUCCAGUCAAAAAGUCAGACCAUUUCGUCAAGCACUUCCAAGCUCCCUUGUUGGUUCAAGGUGAGCUGUGA